Penicillium atrosanguineum is the source of this 1566-nucleotide messenger RNA. RefSeq lists its product as uncharacterized. Bases 1 to 1566 code for a protein of 521 amino acids. Gene Ontology annotation, biological process: carbohydrate transport; transmembrane transport. Gene Ontology annotation, molecular function: carbohydrate:proton symporter activity. Gene Ontology annotation, cellular component: membrane. The transcript is spliced from 4 exons. The record is from RefSeq and is a predicted model, not a curated record. Lineage: Eukaryota; Fungi; Ascomycota; Eurotiomycetes; Eurotiales; Aspergillaceae.
AUGGCACUCUUUAAUAUCCCCGAGUUGAAUACUCGUACUGGAACUCUGCGCGCCUAUCACUUGGCUGCCAUCGUCUUCAUCUCGUCCUUCCUCUCAGCCUAUGACUCCGGAAUCGCAGGUGGUAUCCUCACUUACAAGUCCUUCGAAACUGAUUUUCGAUACUCGGCGGCUCAAAAGUCGAGAGUCUCGUCUCUGACUGUUGGUCUGGAACAACUGGGCUCGUUCAUCGCGGCUGGUUGCGUCUACCCUCUCACCAAUAAAUAUGGCCGGAAGAUCUGCAUUAUUGGCUCCACUGCUCUGUUCGUGGUCGGUGUAAUCAUUCAAGUCAUCAAUACUCGCUCGCUUGCGGCUUGGUAUGUCGGUCGUAUUGUCGCAGGCUUAGGAAUGGGCGGCCAAAGUGUGGUGAUCCCCAUGUACUCGGCCGAGAUGACCCCCAAGGAGAUCCGAGGUCGAUGCGGUUCUUUCUACCAGUGGCUCUAUGCUUGGGGUGUCUUCGUCGCGUACUGGGUCAACUAUGGCGUGUCCGAAAGCACUUCCCUUGCAGGCACCUCACGCGAGUGGCAGAUCCCUGUGGGCCUGCAAUUGAUUUCCGGAGGUAUCCUGUUCAUCGGCACAUUCACCCUCCCCGAGUCCAUUCGCUGGCUGCUGACCCAGAAUCGCACUGACGAUGCCUGGAAAUCUAUUGUUUGGAUCCGAGGUGGUGAUGGCGACAAGACCCGCGCUGAGUUUACCGAGACACAGCUAGGGCUGCAAGCCGAGCGCGCAGAACGUGAGGGCUUCUCCAUCAGCGAGCUCUGGGAGCCCGCGAAUCGUCUGCGCUUCUUUGUUGGACCUCUCAUGUUUAUCUUCCAGAAUGCGACAGGAAGUAGCGCGCUGGCUGUAUUUGCUCCGCAGUAUUUCAAGCUCAUCGCUGGUAGCGGUACAAACCGCAAUAUGCUGCUGACCGGUCUCUUCGGUGCCGUCAAAGUCAUUGCCUGUACUUUUUUCAUCUGGGUCCUCGCAGAAAGAAUUAGUCGUCGCAUGACGUUGGUCGGUGGCGCGUUUCUGAUGGCCAUAUGCAUGUUGAUUACCGCACUCAUUGUCGACUACAUCCCAACGCAGUCGUCCACCAACGUUACAGCUGCUGGACGUGCAACAGUUGCGAUGAUAUAUCUGGAUAUCAUGAUCUACAACUGCUCUUGGGGCCCCAUGCCUUGGGCCUAUGUGCCAGAGAUCUUCCCAACACGGAUCCGUGCUCUCGGGUUGGCAGUCAGCAUGUUGGCUCACUGGGCAUCGUCCUUCUGCUUCUCCUUCGCAAGUCCCUAUAUGAUCACCAACGUAGGUGCCAACACGUUCCUCAUCUUCAUGGGCUUUGAUUUCGUGGCCGCUGUUUUCUGCUGGUUCUUCGUCAAAGAGACCCGUGGCAAGAACCUGGAGGUCGCUGCUGGUACCGAGUGGGAAGCUGCUGAGCGCAGCUCUCUUGAGGAUGGUGAAAAGGGCGGUAUUGUGGGUGUGGACGGCAAGAAGGUGCAGCUCGUCAGCGUGCACGAGAACUUCCACGCUAACAUCCACCACCGCUCUUCGUGA